GUGCCUACCGAGAGGUCGUGGUUAUGUUGCCGCUGGUGCUGCUGCUCCUGCUGCUGCCCCUGCCGCAACCGUCCGUGUCUGCCGAGAAGCCGCCACCAUGCAACAGCAACAUCUAUUGCUAUGGAGAUCUCCUGCACACUGUACAAAUGGCCUCCAUAAACGACGAUUCCAAAACAUUUGUGGACAUGAAGAUGAAAUUCUCUCCAAAUGAAACACUGGAACGUUUUGAAAAAUUCAUGAACAGAACAAACAGAAGGCCAGAUAAACUUCAAGUCGAACUGUUUGUGAAUGAUACGUUCGACCCUCCUGGCAGUGAGUUUGAGCCAUGGGAUCCAGUGGACUGGGUAGAAAAUCCAGCUUUCCUGGACAGAAUCGAUGACCCAUUGUACCGCGAAUGGGCAUCAGAGCUGAACCAUUUCUGGAAAAACCUUGGCAGGAAGAUUAAGGAUGACGUCAGGGAACAUCCGGAACAGUACUCAAUUAUUUACGUUCCGAAUCCAGUGAUCGUCCCCGGAGGUCGAUUUCGUGAGUUUUACUACUGGGACUCCUACUGGAUCGUAAGAGGUCUCCUGUACAGUGAAAUGUACGCCACCGUUAAAGGAAUGCUGAAAAAUUUUCUGGAAAUUGUCAACACCUAUGGUUUAAUACCAAAUGGUGGGAGGAUUUACUACUUAAUGCGUUCACAUCCUCCAUUACUCAUACCUAUGUUCAAAAGCUACUAUGAAUUCACAAAGGACAUUGACUUCUUGAACGACAGUAUAUCAACACUGGAGAGAGAAUUUGACUACUGGAUGAAGAAUCGUACUGUGACCGUCGAGAAAGAUGGAGUGAAGUACACCUUGGCGAGAUACAGCGACGAUUCAAGCGGGCCUCGUCCAGAAUCAUACAGUGAGGAUGCCCAUAACGCAAGGAUCUAUAAGACAGUGAAAGAGAAAAAUGAGUUUUAUUCUGAACUCAAAGCUGCUGCAGAAUCUGGAUGGGACUUUUCUACAAGGUGGUUUAUGCUAAAUGGUACAAAUAAAGGGAACCUGACACAGCUAAAAACGCGGCAGAUCAUUCCAGUUGAUCUAAAUGCCUUUAUUUACUGGAAUGCAAAAAUUUUGGAGGACUUCUGGCGAAUGCUUGGCAAUCCAACCAAAGCUGAAUACUACAGAGAUAUAGCAGAAAAAUGGAAAGAGGCUGUAACUGCUGUCUUGUGGCAUGAUGAAGUUGGUGCCUGGCUUGAUUAUGAUAUGUUAAAUGAUAUUAAACGUGAUUAUUUUUAUCCAAGCAAUAUUUCACCAUUAUGGACAGGCUGCUAUGAUAAAAAUGAUCAUACAAAAAUUGGAAAAAUCCUGAAAUAUUUAGAGAAGAGCCAGGUAAUGAGUAGUCGAGGAGGUAUACCAACCUCACUUGAACAUUCAGGUGAACAGUGGGACUAUCCCAAUGCAUGGCCUCCAUUGCAGUACAUAAUGAUCUAUGGCCUUGAUCAGACUGAUGAUGAAUGGGCUCAAGGUCUGGCACUUGAAAUAGCAGACAUGUGGGUCAGAUCAAACUUCAUUGCUUUCAAUUGCACAAAAUAUAUGUAUGAAAAGUAUGAUGCCACCCUCAUUGGCGUUGGGGGUGGAGGUGGAGAGUAUCGUGUACAGCUUGGUUUUGGCUGGACAAAUGGUAUUAUUUUGGAGCUGUUGAAUAAAUACGGCCAUCAACUGCAAGUUGUUGACAAAUUUAAAGCAAAAGCUGAACAGAGCACAGCAUCUGGUGUGCAAGCUAGUGGAGGCCAAGUGUUAACAGCAGUGCUUGUUCUUCUCGGCACAUUGGCUAUCGGCAGCAUAGGGUUGCUGAUGUAUAAGAGAUGGGCUCAAACUACCACAUCACCAACUGCAGCUAGAACUCAGAGAAAGCGUGGAAUCUUCCCAAAGCUUUGUGGAGGUUAUACAGAAUUAAAGGAUCUCAACUUUGACUAAGUUUUAGCAUAGUUAGUCAGGUAUAUGGUUGAUUUCCAGAGUUCACUAUGGAAUCUUGUGAGUGUAUUUGAAUCAAGGAAGAAAGUUGUUAAAAUUGUAAUAAAUCAGUGAGAAUGCAUUAAGAACAAUAAGUAUGAAAGCAUUUACAUUUAAAUAUGUUUAUGCUAUGUACAAGAAGAAAAGAAACUAGUUGUGUGAUGUUCCUAUAUGUCUUCUCUGAAAACUUGCCACUACAAUAAACUGGCUCAGUCAUUAUUAUUUUUACAGUGAAUCAGUUGCUCAAUAUUUAUGUCAGACUGAAUUGCCAGGACUAUUUCUUAAUGUGAAUGUGACAUUCUUGAGUUAGAUAUAUUUGUUCAUGUUGAACAAAGGAAUGAUUGUAGUAUUCUGGCAAAACUGCCUGAGAAGUGAGUGCCAGGAUAUGAUUACUUAGACUGUACGGUCUAUUUGCUAACUUCGUGCCAUAAAAUAUGUCUUUGCUAAUUCGUGAUAAAUCAGUGACAAUAUUUCCAUGCACAAGUCAGUAGGAUUUUGUACCUCUACAUAUGGGACAGUUACAAUGUAAUAAAUUUAUUGGUGUUUUGUAUAAACAUUUGUGAAGCAGUACAUGUAUGAUUCAAAAUUAUUUUAAUCACAAUAUAUUAAAGGUGAUAUAGUGUCUUCUAUGUAGAAAUCCCAAAGUAUCCAUGUUAACACCAUAUAUCUCUGACCUACUCAUUUGAUGUAAAAAUGUUAAAUAUUGAAACAGAGAUGAGCACAAUAAAAAAAACUUCACAAACAUAACUCAUGCUGCCCUGCCAAGACAGAUUUGUCAAUUAGUCAACUUACUGGCUAGUAACACCUGCCCCAGAGGGAUUUGUUAUGAAAUUUCAAAAUUUUUGUCAUUCACCAGUAAACUAACAUGAGCUACCACAUCCCCCAGCCCCCUUCCUCCUCAACCAUUACUGUCUCCUGUCCUGGGUACACUCUUGCAAAAUUACUGGAAAAAUCUUCACAAGCCGAACUGCUACUGCCUUGUCAAGACAGAUUCAUCAAUUUAUUGACUAGUAAUACUUGUAUCCAGAGAAAUUUGUUUGAAAUCUCAAUAUUUUUGUCAUUCACUGUGAGAUAAUAUGAGUCCCCCCCCCCCUUCCCCUUCCUCAAACACUACUAACUCAGAUGCUGGGUACAGUCUUGCAUAGUGUGCAUAUUUAUAUAGAACAAUUAUUACUGAAACAAGAAGUUGUGAUCUGUAUUCUUACCAAAAAUCACAAGAUAACCAAUCUGCAGCAGUUAGUAUGGAAAUGCUGCAGUUAAUUGUUUAUAUUGAUUAUAUAUUACAUCUACAACCAAAAAACAUGAUUCUGAAGGAGGAAGGUAGAAUGUUCAAUUUAUUCAUACAUUCAUUGUAUGAAAAUUGAGCAGACUUUUCUAUUUUUAGUGCACACAUUUUUAUCCCAGUUUGAUUAUCUUAAACAUUAAUGUACUAAUAACUGCUGUCUGCUCACUGUGAUAUUUAAGAGAAGUGCACCAAAACUGAGAAGUUUAAUCUCAUAUGAUGAGAUAUUUUAAAGAACAUCAUACAUAUAAAUAGGAAAUUCUGACUCCAAUUUCUGUAUUUAUAAAUUUGUAUCACUAUGUAAGAAUAUUAUCACCUUAUUGACAAGCACUGUAUUUUGGAUGACCUCGAUCCCCCCCCCCCCUUGCCCCCCUCUCACCACCACAUCUCAUGUGUUUUUAUGUUAAUGGAUAUACUAUAUUGUAUAAAUGUAAUGUAACUCUGAUGAUCAUUUGAAAAUGGUUAUUUUUUGAUGUAGCAUGCAUUUGUUGAUUUGUAUGAUUUUAUAAGUCACAGGUUACCAUUUAUGUUAUAGUAUGACAGUUCUCACAUAGUAGUUCUCACUGACUAAAAUGAAAUAAUAAAUCACCCCGGUAGCAAAAUUAAGGCAUUCCUCACACUGUCAUGGUUGUUUGGCUGGUGGUGGUGCCACAGUGCCACAAGAGUGGUGGCAGAGCAGUGUCACCAUUUGCGCACAUCAUAGUGAAAGAGGCACUGCAGUCAGUCACAAUCACAUGUUGUCAACAAAGAUCAGGCUCUUCUGUUACACUAGUCAACAGCAUUUUUGCCAGAAGGAAUACGAAUAACUUUUUUAAAAACAUUUGCGGGUCUCGUAUUCGAAAAUGAAAUCAAUUUCUGCUUAUCAGGCUCAGUUUUUGAUAUCUUAUUACCCUCUAUCUACCAAAAUACUCAGAAAAAAUCCUUGGUUAUUCUGUGGGGCUUACUUUAACUGUUCUUCACAGGUAACUGAUGAAAAAUAAAUAUUAUGUGCCAGGGAUUCUUAAACAUGACACUUUGUUCAGAAAUCUGUCUCCAGAAGAUAUGGAGGUUUAGCAACAUUGCUGAGUAGUCAUACUCAAAUGCCUUGUACCUUUGUGUGUAGUACAAAUUCUUUUUCUAUAAAUGCAGAGUGUAGGCUCUUAAAUGAAAACUUAAACCUACCUCCACUUAUGCUGUUUGACAUGCUAUACUAUUGAUUUAGUAGUUAAAAGAAUCACAUCACACAGUCUUCACUGUUUCCAUGAUAUGAAGAACCAUUGGAUCACACAGAAGAUUAUUAUUCUGAACUCACAAAAAUAAUUACAGUCAGCUCAGAAACAAAAACAAAAUUGCAAUACCCCAGUUUUCCACUCACCUGUCAGUGCCAGUGAUCACUGAAAACAUGAUAGUGAGAGAAGAUGAAUACAGUGAUGAACACACAGAAACUAGAAAAGGAUAUAUGAAUCCUGGCCCAGUAUUGAAAGACCUUGUGAUAAAAAUGAGAAUACUGCCCACACAGAAGAAUUAAGAUUAUGAACUGUAAUAAAAGAGAGGUGAAUUCAUACAUAUGGAAGAUGUUUAGGCCUUAGAUCAGAAACAGCAGUGGCAAAAUCAAAAUGAUAUCAAAUCAAUGUAAGCCUGCAGGCUUUUGUGUCAUUGACCAUAAAAUCUUCAGAGUCAUUAGGUUGUGCCACACUCCUCUUCAAACUUCUUUACUGCUUGACAUUUUAGUUCCUCUGCUGGAAUCUUCUUCAUGAUUCUACUGGUGCCUCUGGGUUGCUGGGCACUGUCAAAAGACAGUGUUGUGUUUGCUUUUAAAAGGCUUAUUCUGCUGUACUUUUUCAAAUAUGUGGAGUUACUGGAAAAAAUUUUCAGCUGCAGUUGGUGGACCAUUAUAACUGGAUAAAUACUGGAAGCAGAUGCUGACAGAGAGGAAGAAAAAUAUCAUUCUUGACCCAAACUGAGUGGUAAUAAACCUCUCAUCUGAGGAAUUCAGUGAAUAAGCUAUUGCAAUGAUGAGUAAAGGUCUUUAUUUCAUGACUACACCAAAGAGAAGACCCACAGAAGAAAUCAUAAGUACUAUUGAAGAAUUUUUAUUCUCUCACUUGAAGUUUCAGGAUGAGGAAAUAAGAUAGUAUGUCUCAAUAAUUUUAAGUCAAGUGAAACCAUUCUAGAACAACACAUUCACAUGGAAAAGGAAAGCUCCUAAUGAACUAAAGAAACAUGAAUCCGUUGUUGUCACCAGAGCAGAUAACGGAAAUGUGACUCCUGUUUUGUAUACAGCUGAAUACCACAAGAAGGCAGAAUAACUAUUGGUGGAGCAAGUGUGAUGUAACCUCAAAUGUGAUCCAACAAACAAGAUUGUUAGGAAACUGAAAAAUCUCUUAUCAGACUCCAUAAUGGGCAGCUCUACUAACAACAAUCUGAUGUGAAAUUCAUUUGUCUUACCUAGAAUAUAUGGUCUACAGAAGGUUCAUAAGAGAAGAAAGGAAGAUUAUAGUUUAAUAUCCCAUCAACAGCUCAGUCAUUACAGAUGGAGCUUCACAAAGAAGGUUGUCCACUGAGACCAAUAGUGAAUAGUAUUAAUUCUACAAUGUAAUUUUUAGCUACACAUUUAUCAGGAAAACUAAAGUAUCUUGUGAGAAAAAUGAAUUCUUUUGUGAAGGAUUCAACAUUUACUUAAAAUAUUAUGCACAGUUAAAGUACUGCUACUGACAUACUUGUGAACUUUGAUGUCAAAUCCUUAUUUACAGACAUCCCAGUAGCAGGUACUAUGGAGAUCAUUGGGAACAAAAUUGCUCUGGAUAUGUGUGACCAGGUGAAAUUAUGUUGCAGUUGAGUUAUCUUAAAUAUAAAAAGGAAUUUUAUGAACAAUGUGAUGGUGUUGCUGUGGGCUUAACUAGUUACCUGUAGCAGCUGGCAUUUUUAUGGAGUAUUUUGAACAAAAGAUAUUAAUUAAGUAAUGGAUAACUAAAACUGUCUUGUUGGCUCUGCUGUGAUGAAGCCAUGGUUGUAUGGCCACACAACAGGAAAGAGCUACAUAAAUUCCAUUAUUUUCUGAAUAACAUCCUUCCAAAAAUCAGCUUCACCAUAGAUAUGGAGAGUGAGGUAGUCCUUCCGUUUUUAGAUGAGUUUAUCUACAGAAGACAUGAUAAUACUCUAGGCAAUAAGUUUAUAGAAAACCUACCAACAUAAACAGGAAUCUAGAUGCUGCUUCACACUACCACCCAACCCAGAAACAAGCUGCUCUGAACGCUCAGCCCUUAUGUGUAUUCAGAAUCAGUGAUAGUAUGAGCUUGCAAUCAGACCUAAAUUCCCUUAGAGGAACAUUAAUGGCUGAUGGUUAUGAUAACCUUUACAUAAAUAUGGCUUUCAAAUGAAGUGAUAAUAAUUCUAACAACAAUAAUAAGAAUAUUAACAAUGAAAACAAGAAGAAUGAGAAACAUUGUGAACAUUCAAAAGGUUACUGUUCUGCCUAGAGUAACUGACCACAAAGGCAGAAUCCUGUGGGACACUGGGUUAAGGACUAUGUUUUUCUAGUCAACACAAGGCAAAACACUUCUUCUAAUCUAUAACACAUGUGCCUGGCUGCUUCGACACUGUGGGAGUAUAUGAAGUGAUGUGUGAUUGUGGUAAAGUAUAUAUCAAACUAGAAACAUAGUAAAAGAUGGAGUUAAAGAGCAUAAACCCCACACAUGUUUAAGACAAAAGAAAAAAAUCAGUCAUAGUGACAAACCAAAAAGAAUGCGACCAGGUUAUGGAUUUUAAGAACAUAUGUGUGCUACCUAGAGAAAGUAAUAUUUAUAGGAGGAAUGUCAGUGAAACAGUCAAAAUAUCUAAGAAUUCUUCAUGGUUGCUUGUUAUAAUGGAAGUAAACAUCAAGCCACAGUGAGCAACGAACAUAAACAGUUACCAGGAAACAGCUGAGGUAACACAAAAACAAUAAUAUUUUGGAUUCCCCCACUCUGUCGCCACCUGCUUUCAGUAUUUACCCAAUGGUGACAGUCCGACAAUAGUAGCUGGAAGAUUUUUACCCAGUAACUCCACUUCUUCGAAUAAUUCUUAGAAAUAGCCUUUUUAUUAGUGAAUGUGACAUUAUCUUUCAAUAGUGACUGCCAUCCAGGAACACUAGUGUAUUCCUGAAGAAGAUUACAGCAGAGGGGUAGAAAUGGUGAGCAGUGAAGUAGUUUGAAAAAUAUGACACAUCCUAAUGAUUUGGAAGACUUUAUCAUGAAUUAUAGGGAAAUUUCAGAAAAAAGAGUUGGUGAGUGCAUCACAUCAAUUUAAAAAGAAACCAUACUAAAAAUUUAUGUUUACACAGCAAGUUAUCUAGAUUACAAUAGGUUUUAUAUUGCCUUCAGAGUGGCCUGCGGUUAUUUUACUUCAAUUUUGAAUAAUAUUAAUCACAUUGAAUCACUGUGAAUCAACAGCCCUAAAAAACAGUGAUAAUUAUGUUAUGACUCCUUAAAUUUAAAUUCCAUUACUUGACUGCAAGCUGAACUGAUCCCACCUAAUCAAUACCAAUAAGAGAAACGAACAGUUCCUAUCUAUAAUCAAUGUUACAAAAAGGAUAAUGUACUUAUGCCUUUCACAUUAGACAGUGCAUGUAUUGAAAAUUAUUAAAUUCAUCUGUGUUUACACUUUCAUCAAACUGAAGUUAACAUACUAGUACCAGUACAAGUUACUAGAUGUUGUUACAUUGUUACAUUAGUUUAGUCUAGACUGAAAAUAGAUAUGACUUUGCUUUCAGUUAUAAAAGUAAUUUCAGUAUGUUAGCCAUAUUUCUUACACAGCAAUGUAUCGCCUAAAGUGCACCAGACAUAAAAUACCAUAAUACCACUUUCAGUGCAAACACUAUGAAUAUGUUACUUAAAUUCAAGACACCAUAAUAACUAAGACUAAUUGAGAAGAUAACUAGUAUAUUGUCAAGUAGUGCUGUGAGACUACAAAAUAUGGAAUUAUUAACUUUUCUAAGUAAAAAGUUUUCUGAAAAUCACUUGAGAAAGAAUUAGUUAGGUACUCUGUUAUGAACACAGACACUCUGCUGUGUUGUUUGUUGUGCAGUUUCUCCCUUGCCAAUGUGGGAAUUGCCUUAUACAAUCAAGGGAACUCUAAUUAUUGGGCAGUUGUAUAGUUCUGCAACAAAAACAGAAUAGUUUGAUUUUAAUUCAAAAUAAAAAUGUCUAGUUAUUUAUAUUUGAUACAUCUUUUGGAGAGGGAGAGAGAGGAGAGGAGGAGGGAAAUGGAGAGGGAGAGGGAGAGAGAGAGAGAGAGAGAGAGAGAGAGAGAGAGAGAGAGAGAGAGAGAGAAGAAAGACAGAGAGACAAGUAAUGUGUAGUUCCUGUGUGUUUGUACCUUCAUUAUUUAUAUCAAAGUAUACUGAUAUUUUUAAACAGUAUUAGAAUAAAUGUUUUGUUUGGAAUUAUGGCAAUGACUAGUUGUACUGACAUAUCUAGUGCUAUUGCAGAGAAAUGUUUCUAGUUUAAGGCCUUUCAAUAAAGAUAUGUUCAUUGUAGUGUGUCUA
Messenger RNA from Schistocerca cancellata (South American locust), 8767 nucleotides. RefSeq names its product trehalase-like. Lineage: Eukaryota; Metazoa; Arthropoda; Insecta; Orthoptera; Acrididae. The coding region runs from base 24 to 1946 and encodes 640 amino acids. The transcript has 6 exons. The record is from RefSeq and is a predicted model, not a curated record. Gene Ontology annotation, molecular function: alpha,alpha-trehalase activity. Gene Ontology annotation, biological process: trehalose catabolic process.